Molecule: messenger RNA, 839 nt
Organism: Musca vetustissima
Lineage: Eukaryota; Metazoa; Arthropoda; Insecta; Diptera; Muscidae
Product: lectizyme-like
Exons: 1
Coding region: 1-831 (276 amino acids)
Biological process (GO): proteolysis
Molecular function (GO): serine-type endopeptidase activity
Source: RefSeq, a predicted model, not a curated record
AUGAAAACUUUUGUGAUCCUUUGUGUCUUGUUUGUGGCCUCGGCCAAUGCUGGUCAUCUGUCAUCGGCGGCCCAACGUUUAAUACCCAGCUUUGCCACCGGCUACAUCAUCAAAGGCGAAGAUGCUGAACCCCAUUCCGCCCCCUACAUCGUUUCGCUGAGUCGUACCGCCAAACACUCACACAUCUGUGGUGGUAGUAUUAUCAACAAGAAUUGGGUUCUCACUGCUGCCCAUUGCAUUAGCAAGCCGGUCGGCAUGGGUGUGGUGGCUGGUCUCCAUAAGCGUACCAAUUUCGAUGAAAAGACCCAAUCUCGUGUGGUCGAUUAUGGUGUAGUUCACGAACAAUAUACCGGUGGUGUUGGUCCCUAUGAUAUUGCUAUGUUGCAUGUGUCGGAACCUUUCGAAUUCAAUGAAUGGGUGAAACCUGUUGCUCUACCCGCCUACGAACAGAUUCAUGAUGGUGAGACGCAUUUGUAUGGUUGGGGACAACCUAAGGCUUUUGUCUUCUCCGCUGCUAGCACCUUGCAGACUGUCACCACCCAGAUCGUUGAAUUCAAUAAGUGCAAGGAAGUCUUACCAGCUGAUGCUCCUCUGCAUGAAACCAAUGUCUGUUCGGAUUCUUUGCAACAAAGCAUUUCGGCUUGUAAUGGUGAUUCUGGUGGUCCAUUGGUUAAGGAAUUCGCCACCAAAGGCGAUGCUGAGUUGAUUGGUAUUGUAUCGUGGGGUUAUAUUCCCUGCGGUAUGGCUCAAAUGCCUUCGAUUUAUACUCGUGUCUCGGCCUAUAUUCCAUGGAUUGCUAAUGUCCAGAAUAAUUAUUUCAAGUCGAUUUAAAGGAUUUU